UGUUCCGAUAAUCAGAGUUUGUACAGAUCGCUUCCUCCGAUUUCUCCUUCGGCCGAUCGUAGCCAUGCUUUCCGGCGAUAUUCCUCCGAGUCAGACCAUCUAUAUAAGAAAUCUCAACGAGAAGGUGAAGAAAGAAGAGUUGAAGAGAUCAAUUUAUGAUCUAUUUUCCCAGUUUGGAAGGAUUUUGGAUGUUGUGGCCUUGAAAACCGAGAGACUCCGAGGUCAAGCAUGGGUGGUGUUUAGCGAAGUUACUGCUGCUAGUAAUGCAGUUCGGCAAAUGCAGAGCUUUCCGUUCUAUGAUAAACCUAUGAGGAUACAAUAUGCAAAAACAAAGUCUGAUUGUGUUGCAAAAGCAGAUGGGACUUAUGUUCCUAGAGAGAAGAAGAAGAAACAAGAAGAGAAAGGUGAUUUUCAGAAUUUUAUUAUGAUGAAUUAUUACAGGAUUGCUAAGAUUAUGCGAAGUUUUGUAAAUAAAAUCAUUACCUUCUGUUUUAAAACUUUUUUUUAUUGAAAAUGAG
Messenger RNA from Phalaenopsis equestris, 518 nucleotides. Its product is annotated as U2 small nuclear ribonucleoprotein B''-like. The record is from RefSeq and is a predicted model, not a curated record. NCBI's taxonomy places the organism in Eukaryota, Viridiplantae, Streptophyta, Magnoliopsida, Asparagales, Orchidaceae. Gene Ontology annotation, molecular function: pre-mRNA intronic binding; U12 snRNA binding. Bases 65 to 511 code for a protein of 148 amino acids. Gene Ontology annotation, biological process: mRNA splicing, via spliceosome. The transcript has 3 exons. Gene Ontology annotation, cellular component: U12-type spliceosomal complex.